AUGAAGUUACCUUUUGAGGAAUUUCAAGUGAAGGGAGUGUUGGAUUAUUUCUCUUCAACUUCAAAUUCAACUUCAACUUCAAAUUCAACUUCAGAUUCAUUUUCAUUGCUUUUGAAUCAACCACAACAACAACAUCAGCAACAGAAUUGGACAACGUUGGAUAAACAAGAUUAUUGCUAUGUGGAGCCCACUUCUGUUCUUGAUUCAAGAAGAAGCCCUAGUCCUCCAAUUUCAUCUUCAACAAUGUCAUCUUCUCUUGGUAGUGGUUCAAACAACAACAACAACAAUGCUUCCAUGGUAGUUUCGGAGAAUCUCGCUCGGCUUUCGAACUCGAACGAAGAGGGUUUGGAGAAUAGUGAAGAGAAAUGUGGUGGUGGUGGUGGUGGUAUGAGAAUGGAGGAUUGGGAGGGACAAGAUCAGUCGCUUUUGAGGUUAAUCAUGGGAGAUGUGGAAGACCCUUCUGCUGGUUUGAACAAAAUCUUGCAAAAUAGUGGCUGUGGUUCUGAAAAUGCAGAUUUUCACGGCGGUUUCGGUGUUUUGGAACAUCAUCAACAACAACAAGGUUUGAACAUUGACCCUUCUGUUGGGAAUUACAAUGUUUUUCCUUUCAAUGCUGAGAAUUUGGAUAGUCACAAUGUGAAACCUGGUAAUGAAUCUAUGUUUGGUAACUAUCCUAUGUUGACAUCAUCGUCGACAACUUCCGGUGUGUUUUGUUCUCAGCAGCAACAGCAACAAGGGUUUGGUGUUGUCGACGAGAAGCCCCAAGUUAUUAACCCUAAUUUUAUGAUGAAUCAUAAUCAAGUUCAGUUUGCUGAUAAUCCGUCUUUCUUUGUUCCAUUGCCGUAUCCUCAAGUGCAAGAGCAACAAGUUUUUUCUUCUCAGAAUCAGUUGAAGCGGCCGCUUUUUGAUACGGUUGGACACAAUUAUCCGGUACCGAGGCUACCGCUUUUGGAUUCUGGUCAAGAAAUGUUUGCUCGGAGGCAUCAGCAGCAAACACAGCUUCCGUUGUUUCCUAAUCAUCAUCUGCAGCAGCAUCCGCAACAACAGCAUCAGCAAUCGCCGGUUGUUCCCUUUGCGAAGCAGCAGAAGAUGAGUUCUACUACUACUACUAAUACCGGAGACGAUCAGCUUCAGCAGAGUAUAUUUGAUCAACUAUACAAAACUGCUGAGCUGAUAGAAGCUGGUAAUCCGGUUCAAGCGCAAGGGAUAUUGGCGCGGCUCAAUCACCAGCUCUCACCAAUUGGUAAGCCUUUUCAUAGGGCUGCUUUCUACACCAAGGAAGCUUUACAACUAAUGCUUCAUUCGAACAGUAACAAUCUCAAUGCUUUUUCGCCGAUUAAUUUCAUAUUCAAAAUCGGUGCUUAUAAGUCUUUUUCCGAGAUAUCGCCUGUUCUUCAGUUUGCUAACUUUACUUGUAAUCAAGCCCUUAUUGAAGCCUUGGAAAGGUUCGAUCGAAUUCAUGUUAUUGAUUUUGAUAUCGGGUUUGGAGUACAAUGGUCUUCUUUUAUGCAAGAGCUUGUGUUAAGAGGUAACGGCACACCUUCUCUUAAGAUUACCGCUGUUGUAUCACCCUCGUCUUGCAACGAGAUUGAGCUCAAUUUCACCCGAGAAAAUUUGAGUCAGUAUGCAAAAGACCUCAACAUGCCGUUUGAGUUCAACGCAUUGCACAUUGAAUCGUUGAGCUCACCGUCGUUUCCUCUACCGGGUCAUUUAUUUGAUAACAACGAGGCCGUUGGUGUGAACUUUCCCGUCUCAAGUUUUAUAAACCAUCCAUCGACUUUCCCUCUGGCCCUUCACUUUCUCAAGCAGCUGAGGCCGAAAGUUAUCGUCACAUUGGAUAAAAACUCCGACCGAAUUGACUCGCCUCUUCCUACCAACGUUGUUCACGCACUUCAAUCUUACUCAUCCUUGCUCGAAUCACUUGACGCUGUAAAUGUGAACCUCGAUGUACUCCAGAAGAUCGAGCGCCAUUUCAUCCAACCAACCAUCAACAAAAUUGUCCUCGGCCACAACAACCGUUCACCCGACAAAUUACCUCCGUGGAGGAACAUGUUUCUUCAAUCCGGUUUCUCUCCGUUCACAUUCAGCAACUUCACGGAAGCGCAAGCCGAGUGUUUGGUUCAAAGGGCACCGGUGCGAGGAUUUCAAGUCGAAAGAAAGCCUUCAUCUCUUGUUCUAUGCUGGCAGAGGAAAGAACUCAUCUCAAUUUCAACUUGGAGAUGCUAA
This is a messenger RNA of Lathyrus sativus (Indian pea), 2226 nucleotides long. Lineage: Eukaryota; Viridiplantae; Streptophyta; Magnoliopsida; Fabales; Fabaceae. The record is from the annotation of a GenBank genome assembly.